CAGCAAUAUAGCUUAUACAUCAGAAUAACAUAUGGGCUAUAAUUUAUAAUGAUAUUAUGUAAAUUGGAAAUUUAAUAACGAGCAUGUGUGAAUGUGUAAAAAAUUAAAUGUGAAUUCCCCUUCUGGAACUGAAUAUGCAAACGAGGCACCAGUGAGGAAUUAUAAGAUUAUGAAGUCAGGAGGUCCUGUCUGUGGAAUGACGUCAUUGAGUGGUGAAGUCAAUUCGACUAAAUUGAAGUUCAGUGUAGAGAGUAUUUUGAGUAAUGAAAAUAGAAGUGCAACAGUGGUUGAACCCCCCCGUCAGCAGGAGCCCCCGUGCGCGGGGUGUGUCGCUGCUCUGUAUAGAUGCUGUAGGGAUGAACCGCCCUUACUGCAGCUACCCCUGACGCUUCCAUAUACACAUUUACAUCCGGCUUUGAGGCCUACCACAGUUUACCGCCUUCCCAUCUCGUCACCGCCGCCGCAGCAGACGUCUGCACCGCGCUGUGACGUCACUUCCAGCGGGAAACGGAAGCGAUCCUGGUCAAGAGCGGUGUUCAGCAACCUGCAGAGGAAAGGAUUGGAGAGACGGUUCCAAAUACAGAAGUACAUAACGAAGCCUGAUCGGCGGCAGCUGGCCGCUACUUUAGGUCUCACUGACGCCCAGGUGAAAGUAUGGUUUCAAAAUCGGCGAAUGAAGUGGCGCCACACGAAGGAAGGUCGCGGAGUGUGCGCGGGCUCCGCGCCACCGCCUAGGCCUCCUGAGCCUGAUCUGGAGCCCGACAACGAGGACGUCGACGUCGACACCCUCAGCGACUGACCACAGACUAUUCACCCUUUUUUUAUUUUGUUAACAUAUGGAAAAAUCUUAUUAUCAAUGUUAUAGGUAAACGUGAAAGUUUGUGAGAGUGGAUCGAAGUUUGUUACUCUUUCACGUAAAAACUAGCCAACGGAUUUUGAUGAAACUUUACAGUAAUAUAGCUUAUACAUCAGAUAUUUUUUAGCCGCAUUCAAGUAUCUCUGUAUAUCCCAAAGGUGGACUGGGAGA
Achroia grisella is the source of this 1027-nucleotide messenger RNA. RefSeq names its product homeobox protein DBX1-B (gene H2.0). The record is from RefSeq and is a predicted model, not a curated record. Gene Ontology annotation, biological process: regulation of DNA-templated transcription. Bases 92 to 799 code for a protein of 235 amino acids. Lineage: Eukaryota; Metazoa; Arthropoda; Insecta; Lepidoptera; Pyralidae. Gene Ontology annotation, molecular function: DNA-binding transcription factor activity, RNA polymerase II-specific; sequence-specific DNA binding. The transcript is spliced from 5 exons.